AUGUCACACUCGCCCGCGUCUAGACAAUUGACGUGGUCCGCCACGCCGGCCUGGAGGGGCACUCCGUCGCCGCGCAGAAAGAGUGGAGCGUAUCGGCUACGCAGCAGGAGCGGCAAACACAUGGCAUCUGUGGGGUUGGGAUGCGCUAGAGCGUCUUGGUUGGUACUGGAGAGCGGGCUGGGCUGGAUUGGAUUGGGCUGGGUUGGGUUAGCACCCGGUAGACCAAGCAAAAGAUACAAAGGAAGCGGUGUACCUACUGCCGGGCGGUGUAAGGUUAUUCCAACUUCCGCCCCUCUCUCUUCUCGAGCUUCGGAAUCUGUUCCAGGCCCACCCACAAAUCACAUCGAGAAGGAUAUCCGUGGCGGGGCGGAAGUACCGGUUGGUUGGACUCAAGGUGCAAGGAUAGAGGGGAUAUACUCCGUACGGAGUAUUGUAAUUUGUGCCGACGAUGGAAAUUAG
Botrytis deweyae is the source of this 459-nucleotide messenger RNA. RefSeq lists its product as uncharacterized. The transcript has 3 exons. Lineage: Eukaryota; Fungi; Ascomycota; Leotiomycetes; Helotiales; Sclerotiniaceae. Bases 1 to 459 code for a protein of 152 amino acids. The record is from RefSeq and is a predicted model, not a curated record.